AUGAUUUCCUCUGUAGCGGGUUUAGUUGCUUUCUUUGCUUUGGCAACAGCACAUGGGGACCACAGCCAGUCUCAGCUCGCUGGACCUCACCAAGGUCUUUGGUACAAUACACUGCCAGGUGAUGGUGGCACGCAGGCCGACUCGGUAUUCUCCGGAAUCUCAACCUUCGGUCGUCUACCUUACUUCCCAUGUCUAUCCAGCGACGCCGAGAAAUACGACAUUGCGUUCUUAGGCCCGGAGCCAGAUUCGGCCCCAGUGGAAUCAGACAAGGUUCUCGCCGCCUCAAUCUCUAAAGGCUCACACAAGUCAAUGCAUGGCGAACACACAGGCUCACGCAAAUUGGGCUUCAGCGGAGGCUACAAUGUUCCAUUGCAGGCAAAUCCGUUCGUGAGCGAUUUGAAAAUUUUGGACUGCGGAGAUGUUCCAGUUACUUCAUACGAUAACGCCUGGGCUAUCAAGCAGAUCGAGGAAGGACACAACAGUAUUUUGAUGCGCAAGCCUUUUACCAAUGCAGAUAAACUCGGUCUUUCAAGGGCUGGGAAGACUCUUCCUCGAGUCAUCACCCUUGGUGGUGAUCAUACUAUCACACUGCCCCUGCUGCGGAGUAUCAAUAAGGCUUACGGGCCGGUGACGCCCAAGGUCUUCGGUGGCUCUCCCAGCCAGGUCGCUGCCAUUAACCACGGCACGUACUUCUACCAUGCCGCCAUGGAGGGUCUGCUAAAAAACGACACCAAUAUUCAUGCUGGCAUCCGUACGACCCUUUCCGGUCCAUCUGAUUAUGAGAAUGAUGGGUACUGUGGGUUUGAGAUUGUUGAGGCUCGCGAGAUCGAUACAAUUGGAACGGAUGGCAUCAUCAAGAAGAUUCGCGAUCGCGUUGGAACCGACAAUCCAGUCUAUCUAUCUAUUGAUAUCGAUACCUUGGACCCUGCCUUCGCCCCGGCUACUGGUACUCCAGAGACUGGAGGAUGGUCCACGCGCGAGUUGAGAACCAUUAUCCGCGGGCUUGAUGGCCUGAACUUCAUUGGAGCGGAUAUCGUCGAGGUGGCCCCGGCCUAUGAUACCAAUGCAGAGUUGUCGACAAUGGCUGCUGCCGAUGUCCUCUAUGAGGUGCUUACUAUCAUGGUGAAGAAGGGCCCGUUAUCGAUUGGCGAAGAAUCUCACGAGUUGUGA
Molecule: messenger RNA, 1170 nt
Organism: Penicillium paradoxum
Lineage: Eukaryota; Fungi; Ascomycota; Eurotiomycetes; Eurotiales; Aspergillaceae
Product: Ureohydrolase
Exons: 9
Coding region: 1-1170 (389 amino acids)
Molecular function (GO): agmatinase activity; metal ion binding
Source: RefSeq, a predicted model, not a curated record